Molecule: messenger RNA, 408 nt
Organism: Gongylonema pulchrum
Lineage: Eukaryota; Metazoa; Nematoda; Chromadorea; Rhabditida; Gongylonematidae
Source: the annotation of a GenBank genome assembly
GUGCGCUCAACAAAGACUAGUAACUUCGAUCAGCAAACUGGCGUUCCGGCGGCUGUGCCAGCACCAUCGAUGAUGUACUCGGACGGUACCGGUGGCUACAACUAUCCCCUGGAUAACUCCCAGAUGAUGACGGUGCAUGGAGCAGCAACACAAGAUAUGUCCGGUUCCGCAGCUGCUUACUGGAGCAAUCCCGGUUUGACCCAGCAUCAAGCCUACAGUCAGCUUACUCUGCCCACAAUGCCUAGCAGUUAUAGUGGUAUGGUGCAAGUGCAGGGGUCUACGGCAGAGGAUGAGUAUGCGCGAGCCUUAUCAGCAGCUGCUUCAACUGCUUAUCCAGUCCCGGUUUCUGCUUCUGUAACACCUGCUGGUGGUGAUGUGGUCGAAAUUGGCAAGGUACGAUCGUUGUAA